This is a messenger RNA of Penicillium alfredii, 801 nucleotides long. RefSeq lists its product as uncharacterized. The record is from RefSeq and is a predicted model, not a curated record. The transcript is spliced from 3 exons. The annotation marks the transcript as partial. NCBI's taxonomy places the organism in Eukaryota, Fungi, Ascomycota, Eurotiomycetes, Eurotiales, Aspergillaceae.
GAAGCUGGGAGGGCCCUUCCCGGGGUUGCAUCCGAUCCACCACCGUCUCAUGACUCCCGAGCUCAAGCACCCACCAUUCCAUCCGGAAGAGCCGCUCCUCCUCCGAAUCGGACGGAAAACCGACACCAGCAACCAAAGAUUCGACAAGUGGCAGGGAAUCCAUGGCUCACGUACGAGGGGGUCAUGGAGAUUUAUCAGGGGCGAUCCGUCGUCCUCGCGCGCCAUCGCAGCAAUAAGGGGGAGCUCGUCAAUAUUCAAUGGCUUGAGCAGACUUCGGCGAGCAAGACCGUGGCUGAUACCAUAAAUCACCUCUCUCAUCACAGCUUCCCCCGUCUACUGGAAUGUUACCAACAGGGAGACCAUGCGUUCUUAGUAUGGGAGCCAGUAGAACUCUCAGUGAGUCAGAUAUUGGCGUCCCGAUGCUCGAUCACGCAGAGUGAACUGGUCGCGAUCAUCUCAGCGGUAAGGACUGAUUUUUUAUACGCUUUGAACCGUCGAGAGGCAAACAGCCGUGCUGGGGGGAUCCGACAUUUACGCGAUCGCGGAAGGGCGCUAGCCACCCUGGACGCUGACAAAAUCCUGCUCACGGACUCGGGUGAGGUAAAAAUCGCGGGGGUGGAGCAUUGUCAAAUCAGCGCAUCGGAGAUGGACGCCGCGACCCUGAAGCUAGUCGCAUUGGCCGAGAUUGUCCGAAGGCUGAUGAAGAAGAAUGGCCCUCGUUUUGCAUGGGGCGCGGAAGCCGAGAGCCUGCCGCAGCGGUUAACGACACUGACAGCCGACUCGAUAGACGAGUUUUUACGG